Molecule: messenger RNA, 1557 nt
Organism: Sclerotinia sclerotiorum 1980 UF-70
Lineage: Eukaryota; Fungi; Ascomycota; Leotiomycetes; Helotiales; Sclerotiniaceae
Exons: 4
Coding region: 1-1557 (518 amino acids)
Molecular function (GO): FAD binding
Source: RefSeq, a predicted model, not a curated record
AUGUUACGUAAAACUUUGUACUUGUCCUUGUUAUAUUCCUUUUCUGCUGUUGCACAUGCAGAUGCUUUGAAUACCGCUAUCAGUUCCGCAGUUUCUAGUGUCAACAAUUCUACCACUUCAGAUGUAAACAUUUGUUGCAAAGCUCUGCAACAAGCAUUGGGUCCGAAAGUUUCUUACUCGAAUUCAUCAACGUAUACUGCAUUUUUAGAAAAUUUCUAUUCUCAGCAAGAAUCAGACAUAUCUCCAGGCUGUAUUUUGUCACCAACAUCCACAACAGACGUCUCGACUGCUGUCGGUAUUUUAUCUGUUCUUGGAAAAUCCACAAACUGGAACCCUUCAUGCCAAUUCGCCAUCAAAUCUGGAGGUCAUGCCCCAGGAGCAGGUGACGCCAACAUAAAUCAAGGAGUUUCGAUAGAUCUGAGUGCCAUCAAUGCAAUCAGUGUUAACACCAAUGAGUCUGUGGUAUCCGUAGGUCCUGCAGCAAAAUGGGGAGAGGUUUAUUCUAGGUUAGAUGCUUUACAACUGACUGUUCCCGGUGGACGGGUCAGCACAGUUGGGGUUGGAGGGUUGACCCUCGGAGGUGGAAUAUCCUAUUUCUCCCCUAAAAAAGGUUUCACAUGUGACAAUGUAAAGAACUUCGAAGUGGUUCUCGCAAACGGAAAAGUCGUCAAUGCAAAUGCCAAGGAAAACAGCGAUUUAUUUCUAGCACUAAAAGGCGGCUCAAACAACCUCGGUGUCGUUACACGAAUUGACUUUUACGCUUUUAAACAAGGCGAUAUAUGGGGCGGUAAUAUAGUGUAUCCACUUACCACCGCAGACCAACAAAUCAAUGCCUUGACCGACUUCAGCUCUAACGCAACUUAUGAUGAGAAUGCUUCUUUAAUUAUGAGUCUUGCGUUUCAACUCGGUUUAGGCGCCGUGGUAGUUAGUAAUGUUGUGUAUACGGAACCGGUCGUUAACCCACCUGUAUACCAACCUUUUACAGCCAUUCAACCUCAGUUCUUUGAUACUAUGGGAAUCAGGAACUUAACUGACGUCACCAGUGAAACACUUGCCACACUUCCCCGUUCACGCACUCUCUUCAAAACAACAACAUUCAAAGCCAAAAAAGAAAUAAUAACCACGGCCUUCAACGCCUACAACGCGUCUCUCCCCUUCAUCGAAUCCCUCUCCGGAAUUACCUGGGCCUUAUCCUUAGCACCGCUGCCGACCAACAUCCCCGCCGAAUCCGCACCAUCAGGCGGAAACGUCCUAGGUGUAAUUCCAGACGACGGACCACUAAUCGUUGCUCUCCUAACUGCUACAUGGGCGGACAUCGCCGACGAUAGUCUUGUCACCAACACCGCUCAAGCUAUCUUCGACAAGAUUGAUUCAUUUGCAGCGACAGAGGGAUAUCUUAAUGAUUGGAAGUACUUGAAUUACGCGGCGAAUUCGCAAGAUCCGAUUGAUGGGUAUGGAGCGACGAAUAAGGCAAUUUUGCAGGAGGCGAGUAGGAAGUAUGAUCCCGAAGGUGUUUUUCAGAAGGGUGUUCCCGGGGGCUUUAAACUUUUCGUUUGA